Messenger RNA from Gastrolobium bilobum, 777 nucleotides. RefSeq lists its product as uncharacterized. Bases 1 to 777 code for a protein of 258 amino acids. The record is from RefSeq and is a predicted model, not a curated record. The transcript has a single exon. NCBI's taxonomy places the organism in Eukaryota, Viridiplantae, Streptophyta, Magnoliopsida, Fabales, Fabaceae.
AUGACAAGGAGUGAUGCUAUAAUUCAUAAUCAAGCAGCAUCAAUCAAAAAUUUGGAGACUCAAGUAGGUCAAUUGGCAGAAGCACUUAGAAGCAGACCUCAAGGAGCCUUGUCAAACAAUACUGAAGUCCCAAAGAAGAAUAAAGAAGAACAGGUCAAUGCUAUAUCAUUACGGAGUGGUAAAGCCGUAGAUGAACCAGAAAUCAUAAAGAAUUACCAUGAGCAGAAGCAGAAAGCAUCGAAUCAGCAUGAAGAAGAUAAAGUUGUUGAAGAGGAGGAAAAUCAUGAUCAACCUAAAGAACCUCAAGUUGCUGGCACUGAGAAUACUGCUAUAGCAAAACCACAGCAAGGUCAGACUAUCAGCAAAACAACAAGACCACCACCUCCCUUUCCUCAAAGAUUGCAGAAGCAAACUAAUGACAAGCAAUACAAGAAGUUCCUUGAUGUUCUAAAACAAUUGCAUAUUAAUGUACCCUUGGUUGAAGCACUUGAGCAAAUGCCAAGUUAUGCAAAAUUUAUGAAGGACAUUUUGGCAAAAAAGAGGAAGCUGGAGGAAUAUGAGACAAUAGCUCUCACCCAAGAAAGUAGUCAAUACUACCUCAACAAGUUACCACCAAACCUUAAAGAUCUAGGAAGUUUUACUAUUAAUUGUACUAUUGGUAACCAAUAUGUAGGCAAUGCAUUAUUAGAUUUAGGUUCAAAUUUGAACCUUAUGCCUAAAAGUAUUUUCAGAAAGCUUGGAAUAGGAGAAGCACGUCCAACCACUAUCCGUUAUUGA